AUGAACCGCUCCUCGAAUAGUGGCUCAACACAAAGCACUUAUGACAAUUAUUUCGCUGCCUGUAAACCAAAUAAAUGUACGUUUUGUCAACCUGUUCGCAAGAAUGCUCAAAUUGAACUCGAUGUCAAAGAAUCUGGAGCAAACGUAAUCAUCUGCACUGGCAUUCCAGCCGAAGAAAAGGCAACAGGUUUACGCCAAUAUGCCGUGUCCGAUAUUCAAAAUCGGAAUUUUGUUGAAUUCGGUACUUUGAUUCUCGACACUAUUGGCAAUCCUCUGGCAUACAAUGGUUACGGAUGCUGGUGUGGCAAAGGUAAACGUGGUAAUUUGGUUGUCGAUGCAACCGAUCGUUGCUGCCAAGUACAUGAUAACUGUUUUGGAAGUGCGGAAGCCGCUGUCGAGAAGUGCAGGCCAUUAUUAAAAGCUUACAAACAUCAAAAGAUGUCGAAUGGAACUAUUCAAUGCGUCGAUCCGGCAGGAACAUGUGCUUAUAGAACUUGCCAAUGCGAUAAAGCUGCUGUUGAAUGUUUCCUUCGUCAACGAGAGAUCAGUUACAAUUCAGAUUUCGACAAUUGGAAAGGCUCAUGCAGUGAAACAUCGAUGAAACUAGAAGAUGAUCCUCAAAGAUGCCCACCUGUUUGA
Molecule: messenger RNA, 639 nt
Organism: Adineta ricciae
Lineage: Eukaryota; Metazoa; Rotifera; Eurotatoria; Adinetida; Adinetidae
Source: the annotation of a GenBank genome assembly